UGUACACCCUCGCAAACUUGCCAACAAAUGCUCAUUUACAUGGGGUGCUGCUAACUGCACCAGGCUUACAAGGAACUAGAAUAUUAGGGCAAAUCCCUUUUAAUACAUUUUGAUUGCUGAAUAAAAACAUGCAUUAGAGCAAUUAAAAUUAGAUUUUUAGUUAUACUAUUUAGGUAUAACGUAUUUAAGGUUGCCAGUCCCGUCAAGGCAAAUCUCUUUGAGGCCAAGAAAAAUCAUGGUGAAGACUGUAGCUGUUGUUGGGGCUGGAGCCAGUGGUUUGGCUGCCAUCAAAUGCUGUGUAGAUGAAGGUCUGGAACCCACAUGCUUUGAAAGGAGUGAAGAUAUUGGAGGACUCUGGAGGUACAAGGACAACCCUGAAGAUGGACGGGCCAGUAUCUACAAGUCUGUUAUCAUAAACACAUCCAAGGAAAUGUCGUGCUUCAGUGAUUUCCCCAUCCCAGAUGACUUCCCAAACUACAUGCACAACUCCAAAAUUAUGGAGUAUUUCCGCAUGUAUGCUCAGAACUUCAGCCUGAUGAAAUAUAUUCAAUUUAAGACUACAGUUUGCAGUAUCACGAAAAGCCUGGAUUUCCCCACUAGUGGCCAGUGGAUUGUAACCAUAGAAAAGGAUGGAAAGCAAAAUAAGAGUGUCUUUGAUUCCAUUCUUAUUUGCAGUGGCCAUCAUACGUUCCCUCAUUUACCACUGACUUCCUUCCCAGGAAUAGAAACGUUUAAGGGCCAGUACAUGCACAGUCGAGACUACAAGGGCCCAGAAGAUUUUAAGAACAAAAGAGUCUUAGUGAUUGGAAUUGGGAAUUCUGGUGGGGACAUUGCCGUGGAACUAAGCAGGAUAGCAAAGCAGGUGUUCCUGAGCACUAGACGAGGAGCAUGGAUUGUGAACCGUGUCUCUAAAAAUGGUUACCCACUGGAUAUUUUAAAAAGUCGCUUUGUAUACCUGCUGAACAAAGCCCUGCCUUCCAGCCUGACCAACUAUAUGGCAGAAAAUGCAGUUAACCAAAGAUUUAAUCACGACAACUAUGGGCUCUUACCCACACACAGAUUUUACAGCCAACAUCCGACCCUCAAUGAUGAACUUCCUAACCGCAUCAUCUCGGGGCAGGUGAAAAUAAAAUGCAACGUGAAGGAGUUUAGGGAGAAUGAUGUUGUGUUUGAAGAUGGCACAGAGGAGAAGGAUAUUGACAUGGUUAUCUUUGCCACUGGGUACAGCUUCUCCUUCCCCUGUGAUGAGUCUGUUCUUACAGUGACAGAGAACAAAGUCUCUUUGUACAAAUAUGUUUUCCCUCCCCGCUUGGAGAAGAACACCCUUGCAUUGAUUGGGCUGAUUCAGCCCCUUGGUGCUAUAAUGCCUAUAUCUGAACUUCAGGGUCGCUUAGCAACAAGAGUCUUCAAAGGUUUAGUAAGGCUGCCCGCGGCACAAACCAUGAUACAUGACGUGGCACAGAAGAGGCAGAAAAUGGAAUGUCGUUAUGUGAGGAGCCAGCGCCACACUAUACAAGUGGACUAUGUGGACUAUAUGGAUGAACUUGCCAGUCUCCUUGGUGUGAAGCCCAGCCUAUUUCAGCUCUUCAUGACUGAUCCCAAGUUAGCUCUGAAAGUACUCUUCGGCCCAUGUACCCCCUAUCAGUAUCGCCUUAUGGGCCCAGGCAAGUGGAGUGGAGCUAGAGCUGCCAUCAUGACCCAGCAUGACCGCAUCAUUAAGCCCACAAAGACUCGAGCCCUUAAUAAACCUUCAGGAGAUAAAUCCCUUCUGCACUUCAUCCAACUCUGCACCAUGCUGAUUCUUCUGGUUGCUUUUUUUCCUCCCCUUUUAAAAAUGUUAAACAUAUUUUCCAUUUAGCAGUAAGGAAUGGAUAAUGAAGGUACUGAGGAACACUGAUGACACACCAUCCAGUCUGCAGACAACAUGAGAAUGUAACAUCCCUUUAAUCUUAAAGUCUUUAUCUGCCCCCACUGCCCCUCAUCGCUUGCACUCCUCCUCUGGUCCCAGAGCACUGAGGAAUUGGCUCACAAGGGAGUUAAACAAAUCUCCUGUUCACCUAUUUCCCAAGAGCUCCGGGAAAAACAAAUGUGGCUGGGCAACAUACCGCCCCUAAAAUCACACCGUCCUAGGCCUGACCAUUCAUUAUUGCCCCAGUCAUAACAUGUUGUAGCAGCCCCAAGCCAUGGUGAACCCACUGUCAUAGUAAAAUCAAGGGUUUAACCACAGAAAAAUGUAACUGGUUUAUAUAAGGCAACAUCCUGGCAGUUAGUUCUAUCUUCUGUCUGUCAGCUGAUCAUCUGCAUGCAGGAUCCCUUGUGAUUUUCAGCCUUUUUUUUAGGGUUAGAAGUUCAGUCAGGUUUAUUUUCUUAUUUACUAAAUAUCAAAACCUAAAGGGCUAAAGGGUUUUUGCUUGGGUUUUUAGAAGCUGAAAUUCAUUGUAUUACAUAGGACAUCAGUUUUUUUUCAAAUUUUAGAACCGGACAGCCUUUAAAAAAGUGGGCAACCCUUGUCUAUAUUCUGCCUGAUGAGUAAGCCCAAUCCUUUCAUUAAAAGUGUGAGAUCUAUUAUACAGAAACCAGGUAAAAAUAGCUC
Molecule: messenger RNA, 2593 nt
Organism: Xenopus tropicalis (tropical clawed frog)
Lineage: Eukaryota; Metazoa; Chordata; Amphibia; Anura; Pipidae
Gene: fmo5
Product: flavin containing dimethylaniline monoxygenase 5 gene 1
Exons: 9
Coding region: 236-1858 (540 amino acids)
Cellular component (GO): endoplasmic reticulum membrane
Molecular function (GO): N,N-dimethylaniline monooxygenase activity; NADP binding; NAD(P)H oxidase H2O2-forming activity
Source: RefSeq, a predicted model, not a curated record